Molecule: messenger RNA, 4068 nt
Organism: Spodoptera littoralis (African cotton leafworm)
Lineage: Eukaryota; Metazoa; Arthropoda; Insecta; Lepidoptera; Noctuidae
Source: the annotation of a GenBank genome assembly
AUGUCGUACAGCUGGAGACGGUGGCUUCCUGCCGUAGUCACCAUAGUGUGCAUGAUCGUGGGCGUCAAAGCAGAAUCGAAUUGUACAGAUAACCUACGACAGAAUGGCCCGAUUAUUAGUCCCUGUCAAAGCGAAAUAAUACUGGAAGCGGGGCAAAAUUUUACACUAACAUGUAGAGGAAAAACGCCAUUAAAUUUUAAGCAACAAGAAGUACCCGAAGAAGUAAUCGGACCAUUUCGGAUAGAACAGAAAAACACGUCAGACCUGGACGACGAGUCCAUGUUCGAAACUGUCCUCGAGUUGUACAAUGUUGACCGGUUUGCGAUUGGCUAUUACGCUUGUUACGACGACACGGUCAACGGUAGCGACAUACUAAAUAACCUCAUCGAAGAACCUAACAAUACCGAGCAUAUUGCCUUUAUAUAUAUUUACGUAGCUGGCACGGAUAGCUUGUUUGCACCUUUGAGGGAAGUUAUUGUACCAAGAAAACAAUGUAAAGUUGUUAUUGAAUGUAGACCAACGACCCCAGAUGUUGAAGUUAGCCUGACGUCGCAGAGUAGCAAGACACCAGAAUCAAUAAAGUAUUCUCCAAAGAUUGGGUUUUUAAUGAGAACGUGUAGUAGGAAUGCGUACAAAUGCCAAGGACUACGGGGAAGUGAAAAAGAAUGGAAACACAUACGUAAUGUUAGGGUUCCCCCGGUUCCAACAAUACACAGAGGUUCCCCAUUGUUUUUGAAAGGGGAAAAUUUUACAUUAAGUUGUUCGGUUGCUUAUCAACCCGAUACUGUUGUCAACUUGUAUUGGGUGCUGCCUACUAAUGUAAGAAAGGAGUCAGUUUUAGCUAAGUCAAACGAAUAUGAGAUUGUUCGGGAACCAUUAUUAUUCAAGAAUAUCACUAUAAUUAAUGCGACAAAGGAACAUGGAGGCAGUUACACCUGCGUCGCCAAAAAUAAUUGUGGUGAAAAGUCGAAAUCCUUCACAAAGAUUUUUUUACCCGAACCUCGUCUUAAAUUGACUCCAGUGACUACAGAUAAUCCGAAAAUAACGAAACAGAAAACGGUGAAGAUCAACACUGAGGUAGUUGAUUAUCCGACAGCGAGUUUUUAUUUUUUACGCAAUAACGUAUCGUUGCCACUAGAUGACGAGGAAAAUGAUAAAUAUGAUGUCACUCGGAACCCUUACACUGGUGACGUCAUUUUGAGUAUAUUUAAGACAGAUGUGUUCGAUUCUGCUAACUAUACUUUAGUCGCUAGUAAUGGGUACUUAAAAAAGAAUUACACUUACGAAGUGUUAAUAAAAGCAAAGCCAACGAUCAACUUUGGACCUUACGUUGAUAAGAGAUAUUUGCAGAACAGUCGUGCAUCCUUGCAGUGUGUAGUUACAGGAUUUCCUCUGCCCGAAGUCACUUGGUCAUUCUCUAAUGGAGAGACGCAGCCAAGUACAUCCACACACGUGCUCUCCAAGUAUAAAGAAACAGCAAUUCUAGACAUGACGGUGACUGAAUCCGGCAACGUAUCUUGUAAGGCAUCUAACAGUGAAGGUACAGUGAUAGAAACGAGAAGACUUCUCGUUUAUGAGAUUCACAAUGGAUUCGGUAUAAUAAAUCCAGAGAAAACUUGGUUCUCGCAAAAUGAAGACGUAAAUAUCACAUGUAUUGCGUCCAAAUAUGACUUUUACAAUGUAACUUGGUUGGGCCCAGACGGUGAAGACCUGAGAGGAACGAAUGCUUUGGAAUAUUCGACAAAUUCAUUUUCACUCAUUGCCAAAUUGAAAUUUCCGCAAAUAUCUUUGAACCACAGCGGUUUGUAUACUUGUCAAGGAUCGAAGUUGGACACCAAUUCUGAGUCCGAAGUCGAAUAUAUCAACAUUACAGUUGCUCCUCUUCAACCACCAAUAAUAAACCAACCAGAAGAUGACCAGACCAUAGAAGUAGUGACGUAUCAAGAGGUAGAACUAACUUGUCAAGCCGAGGGUGUGCCGCCGCCUAAUUUAGAGUGGUACAAGGAUGGCGUUUUAAUGAACAAUGACACAAAUGCAAAAAUUUACAUUCAUAAGAUCAAUCGUACUAUGGUGAACUCAUCAAUUCGAAUAGAUCGGCUGGUAGAAGAAAACAAGGGAUCCUAUGAGUGUUCAGCUAGCAGCGAUGGACAAACAGCAAGUCGGAUCUAUACAGUGGCAUUGAAAGCAUCGUCCUACGAAUUAUAUUUGAGCAUUAUUCUCGUAGUCAUCUUUGUUUUAAUCCUCGUGGUUCUGUACCUUAUGUGGAGGGUUAGAAAGGAUACCCAAUUCAGAAAAGAAUUGAAGGCGUCUGGUCUUUUGUACUUCAAUGAAGGAGCUACGAAGUCGCUGAACCCAGAUCUGGGCAUUGAUGAGCAAGCCGAUCUAUUGCCAUAUGAUGAGAAAUUUGAAUUCCCUGCCGAUAAAUUAAUUCUUGGUAAACAGCUGGGUGCAGGUGCAUUUGGCGUAGUGUAUAAGGCGGACGCACGUGGCAUCAUCAACGCUGAAGAAACAACUGAAGUUGCGGUGAAGAUGGUUAAAAAAACCGCCGACAACAUGUAUAUCAAAGCAUUGGCCUCUGAACUAAAAAUAAUGGUGCACUUGGGCAAACAUAUAAACAUUGUGAACCUACUCGGAGCGUGCACGAAAAACGUUGUGAAACGCGAGUUGAUAGUGAUUGUAGAGUAUUGCAAGUUCGGUAAUAUCCACAACUACAUGCAGAGGCACCGCGAGGUGUUCAUUGAUCAGCUCACGGAUAACAAGGAGAAGAAUCUGGGAAGGGUCAACAGAGGAUUCUCUAGCAGCAGUGGAAGUACUGGAGCACACUCAGACUAUUUCGCUUCAUGCACUCAGGACACCGACCACACAUUUGUCAACACGGCUAAUACUAACCGAUCGACAAGGAAAGUAUCCGAAGGUUAUGUACAACCAGAAUGGCGUACGAACUACGAGAGUGACUACAGUUUCGAUGGACGUAACCCCCGCCCUCUGACUUCUCGGGACCUGCUGGUUUGGGCCUUCCAGAUCGCUAGAGGCAUGGAAUAUCUUGCUAGUAGAAAGGUUCUUCACGGUGAUUUAGCGGCAAGAAACGUAUUGUUAGCUGAAGACAACAUUGUGAAGAUUUGUGACUUCGGUCUCGCUCGAAGCAUCUAUAAAAACGAUGAAUAUCAAAAGAAAGAAAACUGUCUCCUCCCUGUCAAGUGGCUGGCUAUCGAGUGUAUGACGGACCGCAUAUUCUCCACCCAGUCAGACGUGUGGUCGUUCGGCAUCGUGCUGUGGGAACUAUUCUCCCUGGCCAAGACACCCUACCCGAAUAUCAGUCCCGCUCAUUUGUUGCAGUGGCUUUCUGAAGGGAAACGUCUAGAGAAGCCACCAUACGCAGAUGACCGGCUUUAUAACGUGAUGAUGAGGUGCUGGGAACAGAAACCAACGAGUAGACCUUCCUUCUCUCAGUUGCAGGAAAUACUCGGCGGUUUCCUAGAGGACAAUGUGCGAAAUCACUACGUUGACUUAAACACGGCGUAUAUGGACAUGAAUGUGAAGCCUGGUGGUGAGGAUUACCUGGCUAUGGUUUGUGCACCAGACUACAAUAACCUGGUGACUCCGAGCCCACACCAUUACGUCAACGACAGGAGUUUCUUCCCUGCCACUCCUACACAGAUAGACGAGGAAGGCUAUCUACAGAUGAGUCCCGCAUCAAGACAGAACAUAUUUAGUCCACGAGCUCAGGACAUGAAGUUCGACUUCGAUGCUCGCAAAUUUAACCCGAGGGUAUCGGAAGCAAGUAGCUGUGGUUCAGAACUAACGCCAAUGCUUACUCUGAACAAUUUACCAGCUCGGAGCGGGUCGGAGUCCGACCACGAAGGCAACGCGUCGCCCUACCUCAACAUGUGUCCCAGAAUAGACGAGGAGACAGACGACGUGUUCGAGACGAACCAAAACAAUGCAAAGAACGCGCUGAACACGGCGCACACUAACCCGACGUACAUCUCGUUAGACGUCGACAUUGAGAAGAAGCCGAAAGAUAUUAUUAACUCGUAUAUUAACGUACCGAACGGUCUAGUCAAAUAA